Messenger RNA from Cynara cardunculus var. scolymus (artichoke), 1189 nucleotides. RefSeq lists its product as uncharacterized. The transcript has 3 exons. NCBI's taxonomy places the organism in Eukaryota, Viridiplantae, Streptophyta, Magnoliopsida, Asterales, Asteraceae. Bases 162 to 1121 code for a protein of 319 amino acids. The record is from RefSeq and is a predicted model, not a curated record.
GUAGGAAACAAAAACACGAACCCCAUUUUCCUGCCCAAAAACGUUGGCCACCACCACACCACCAUCAACCAAACCCCCCAUUCGAGAGGGAAUACCGUGUCUCGUAAUUUUCAAACAAAACCCCUUCAAAUCCGUUCUUUUCUGCCCAUAAUUUCAUUUUUAUGGGUGUCACAAUGCAUGUCAAAUCUGACUCCGAUUUGACCAGUGUUGAAGCUCUAACGCCGCCGCGAUCACCUCGCCGGCCGCUCUACUACGUUCAGAGUCCGUCAAACCACGAUGCCAACGACAAGAUGUCAUUUGGGUCUAGCCCAUUUGGGUCUCCAGGUCACCCAACUCACUACCACUGUUCUCCGAUUCACCAUUCCCGUGAAUCCUCUACUUCCAGGACGUUUUCUGCCUCCAUCAAGAACGCCGUCGUUAGGGCCCAUCACCAGGGCCACGCCGGAAGAGCUCUUUCUCCCUGGAAGAGGAUCGAGGAUGGUGAGGUGGAUGAGGAUGACGACGACGACGGUGAUGAUGGUGGUGGGUUUCCUCGCAGGUUUUACGUCAUAUGGUUCGUGCUGUCGUUCGUCGUCUUGUUUACUAUCUUCUCUUUGAUUUUGUGGGCGGCUAGCUUUCCCUACAAACCCAAAGUUUUCGUUAAGAGCAUGGUGUUUGACAACUUUAAUGUCCAAUCUGGGAUGGAUGCAACAGGCGUACCAACAGAUAUGUUAACUUUGAAUUCAACAGUCAAGAUCUUUUACCGGAAUCCGGCAACAUUCUUUGGCGUCCACGUGACUGUAACUCCUAUCGAAAUUCAUUAUUUCCAACUCAAGCUUGCUUCUGGCUAUGUGAAGAAGUUCUACCAAUCAAGAAAGAGCCAAAGGGUGAUCAUGGCGCAAGUUUUAGGGUAUCAAAUGCCGCUAUAUGGUGGGGUGUCGCCUUUCAAUGCCGCUAUUGGCCACCUGAAGAGUGUUACGGUUCCGGUUAACGUGACGUUCGGGCUGAGGUCAAGAGCGUACAUCUUGGGGAGGCUGGUCAAACCCAAGUUCUAUAGACAUGUUUCGUGCCAAGUUACAUUAAGAGGUAACCAACUCGGCAAGCGUGUUAAUUUGACCGAUUCUUGCACUUAUCAUGAUUGAUUCGAGGAAAUAUUUCCGAUGUUUUUGUUUGAGUAGGCGGCACGAGUACAUAAUUGAUGUGUUAAAGU